AAAAAUCACACCAACAAAUGGAGAGACAGAAUUGCACUUGCCGCUCUGAACUAACACAUUAAAGACAAUCUAGCCCUGUCGUUGUGUUGUAUAUAGUGAUCAAAAUCCGAUUCACUUCAUUUGGCGCCCUGUCCCUAACCCUAAUCAAUGGAGGAAAACUCUGCAUCUGAAAGGAGAGAGGAGUUUGGGAAGUUGCAGUAUGGAUGCGAGCACUACAAGAGACGAUGUAAAAUUCGAGCUCCAUGUUGCAAUCAGAUCUUUCCAUGUCGUCACUGCCACAACGACGCCAUGAGCUCAUCUAGCAACCCCGUGGAUCAUCAUGAACUUGUUAGACGCGAUGUUAAGCAAGUUAUAUGUUCAAUCUGUAAUACUGAACAGGAGGUUGCCAAGGUCUGUUCUAAUUGUGGUGUCAACAUGGGAGAAUAUUAUUGCGAGAUUUGCAAAUUCUAUGAUGAUGAUACGGAUAAAGGACAAUUCCAUUGUGAUGAAUGUGGGAUUUGCAGGGUUGGUGGUCGUAAUAACUUCUUUCACUGUAAGAAAUGUGGUUCUUGCUAUUCACAGAGCUUGCAAAACAACCACUCAUGUGUAGAGAACUCAAUGAAGAGCUCCUGCCCUGUCUGUUUUGAGUACCUUUUUGAUUCAAUAAAAGGCAGCAUCAUUUUUAAGUGUGGACACACAAUGCAUUUGGAAUGCUAUCAGGAGAUGACAACACAAAAACAGUACCGUUGCCCUAUCUGCUUGAGGACAAUGGCUGAUAUGUCUCAGGACUGGAAACAUUUAGAUCAGGAGAUUGAAGCUUUUCCUAUGCCUGAGGACUAUAAGUUUGAGGUUUCAAUUUUAUGCAAUGAUUGUAACUCUACCAGCAGAGUUUCUUUUCACAUAUUUGGUCAUAAGUGCAGACACUGCAGUUCGUAUAACACCCGUAGGAUUUCCUCACCCGAACAUCAGUGAAGGAAACAGGUGAAUAUAUUUGAUUUUGCUGAUAGUCUUGGCUCAAUUUGUGGGUCAGAUAUAUUGUGGGUGGCCUACAUUACGUGCAAGCAAUUUGUAUUCGCGCAUUGAAGGAAAAUAAAAUAGUGAAUGAUAUUCGAUAUGUCAGUAUCAAUGUGAGUAAAACUGGAACAUCCAAAUUCUCGAUACUUUUCAAGCUUGCUUGAUACUUUAGUAGCCAAAAAGAAAAGAAAUAUUAUUUUUAAUCUGAUGCUAUCCAUCGUUGGUUUACUU
Messenger RNA from Abrus precatorius (Indian licorice), 1224 nucleotides. RefSeq names its product E3 ubiquitin-protein ligase MIEL1. The coding region runs from base 148 to 951 and encodes 267 amino acids. Gene Ontology annotation, biological process: protein ubiquitination; ubiquitin-dependent protein catabolic process. The record is from RefSeq and is a predicted model, not a curated record. The transcript is spliced from 13 exons. Gene Ontology annotation, molecular function: zinc ion binding; ubiquitin protein ligase activity. Lineage: Eukaryota; Viridiplantae; Streptophyta; Magnoliopsida; Fabales; Fabaceae. Gene Ontology annotation, cellular component: nucleus.